This is a messenger RNA of Notothenia coriiceps (black rockcod), 8329 nucleotides long. RefSeq names its product castor zinc finger 1 (gene casz1). Lineage: Eukaryota; Metazoa; Chordata; Actinopteri; Perciformes; Nototheniidae. Gene Ontology annotation, molecular function: RNA polymerase II transcription regulatory region sequence-specific DNA binding; DNA-binding transcription factor activity, RNA polymerase II-specific. The coding region runs from base 99 to 6074 and encodes 1991 amino acids. Gene Ontology annotation, cellular component: nucleus. The transcript has 19 exons. The record is from RefSeq and is a predicted model, not a curated record. Gene Ontology annotation, biological process: regulation of neuron differentiation; positive regulation of transcription by RNA polymerase II.
UUCCAGGGCAGGAGGGAGAGGUGAGACAGAGCGCAGAGGGCGGUCUGCUGCCAGCUGAAAGGAGUUUAUGCACUGAAACGACCUCAGGAAAAUCCAAGAUGGCCGCCAAAAGGAAAGGUGGCCUAAAACUUAAUGCUAUCUGUGCCAAGCUGAGCCGACAGGUGGUGUUCGACACCAGCUCCCAGAAUGCAGAGGGAGACCAGAGUGUAGCAGAAAACAGCGAGCAUGGCAGUUCGCACUACGAUGACAACGAGACCAUCUUCCCCGAGAGCCUCGAAGAGGACCAGAAGAGACGCGAGGCCAUCGAGAAGUGGGUCAACGGCGAAUACGGCGAUGAGCCACCAGCUACUCGUGAUGAAGAGGAGCAUGAACCCAAAGUCAGCAAUGACGAAGAUGCCCCUCCCCGGGGCGUGUACAUGGUACGCCCCACAGGCUGCAGCGAUGACGAAGACAAGACAGAAGAGGGGGAGCCCACGACCGGCUCUCAAGAUGGCAGUUACCAUGACGACAAAGAAGCUGAAGAAAGGCCUCCAAAAGAAACCACCUACAAGCCACCAAGCGAAGCCCAGAGUCGUCCGCCACCUUUCGCCUCCACAGGAGAAGCAUCUGCCCUGCGAGACUAUGCAGCCAACACCAUGAAUGAAUUUUUGGGAAUGUUCGGUUAUAAUGAUCAGCAGGUAAGGGAUGAGCUGACCAAGAAGAUCAGCUUUGAGAAGCUCAAAGCCGCUACCUCAGACCUCUCGCCCCUCAGCAGUGAGGAAGCCUCACGGCGCGCGCGCUUCUCUAAGUACGAAGAGUACAUUCGUAAGCUAAAAGCUGGUGACGCCCUACCUUGGCCCAUGCAUGCUUCCCCACCAAAACCAGACGACCUCAACCCAAAACUGGCCCAAGACAAGAGCGCCACCAUGCUCCAGACCUCUGGGUGCCUCCCAGGGGCCGAGGCACAGAUCUACCCCCCCAGCCUGGACCACAAACAGCCAGGAGGACCUCAGCUCGGCGCCUCUCAGCCACAAAAUCCCUCUCACAUCCAGAGCAUGGCGUCCCGAGCCUCUAAGUAUGACUUCUUUAUUCAGAAGCUGAAGAUGGGUGAAAGUCUACAGCAGCAGAACGGUAAUGCUUACAAGCGACCCUCCAAGUACGACCUGGAGAAUGUCAAGUUUCUGCACCUCUUCAAGCCAGGUGAGGGCAACCCUGACAUGGGCGGCAGCAUUGCCUUUAAGACUUACAAAGUUGGCCGCCCUUCCAAGUAUGACGUCAGAACAAUUCAGAAGCCAAUGACAGGAAGUCCAGAGGCCUCUUUGAUGCCCAAUGUCCUCGCUACAGCACCAGGAAACCUGGGAGCUCCUGGUGUUCCCACCAUGGGCACAUCUGGGGCCAGCAUCGCCCCCGGGCUCACAAUGGACCAGACAGGAAACAUAAGCUUCAACGCCGCUGACUACCUGAAGUCCAGCUUUUCCAAGACUGACUCCAUCACCACAGGCACUGUUUCCUCCGUGAAGAAUGGCCUGCCACCCGAUAAACCCGCCAGCGAUGACAUCAACCUCUACCAGAAAUAUAUUGCCAGGUUCUCUGGAAGUCAACACUGUGGACACGUGCACUGUGCCUACCAGUACAGAGAGCAUUACCACUGCAUGGACCCUGAGUGUAACUACCAGGUGAGCAGGUUUACCAGUAAGCAGGAUGUUAUCAGGCACUACAACAUGCACAAGAAGAGGGACAACUCUCUGCAGCAUGGCUUCAUGCGCUUCAGCCCUCUGGACGACUGCAGUGUCUACUACCAUGGCUGCCACCUCAAUGGAAAAAGCACCCAUUACCACUGCAUGCAGGUUGCCUGCAGCAAGGUGUACACCAGCACCUCAGAUGUCAUGACCCAUGAAAACUUCCAUAAAAAGAACGCCCAGCUGAUCAACGACGGCUUCCAGAGAUUUCGUGCCACCGAGGACUGUGGCACAGUUGCGUGUCAAUUCUACGGGCAGAAGACUACACACUUCCACUGCAGGCGCCCAGGAUGCACAUUCACUUUCAAGAACAAGUGUGACAUUGAGAAGCACAAGAGCUACCACAUCAAGGAUGAUGCCUAUGCCAAAGAUGGCUUCAAGAAAUUCUAUAAGUAUGAGGAGUGCAAGUACGAUGGCUGCGUGUACAGCAAAGCCACCAACCACUUCCACUGCAUACGCUCCAGCUGCGGCUUCACCUUUACCUCCACUAGCCAGAUGACCUCCCACAAGCGCAAACACGAGCGCCGGCACAUCCGCUCCUCCGGUGUCAUGGGCCUCUCUUCCGCCUACAUGGUGCCAAAGGAUGAGGCCGAAGAAUCGAGCAACGAUGACCUGAUGGACUUCUCCAACAUUAGCAGCAAGAACUCAAGCCUGAGUGCCUCGCCCACCACCCAGCAGUCCACCACUAUGUCGCACUUGUUGGCCAUGCCCACCACCAUUGUCUCUUCCUCCGCUACAUCAGGCCACGCCCUCAAACCCACAUCCUCGCUACCCAGUGCGGGUCAGCGUAUGUCCAGCCUGCUGUCCCAGAGCCUGCCUAGCAACAUGCCCGUGGGCCUUUCUCUUUCCAACAGCGGUAUGGCCUCCUCCAACCCGUUCUUCCCCCUCAUACCCAGGAUGCCUCACCAACCACCUCCAGCAGCAGCCGCUAGUCUGAUGUCAGCUGUAACUUCAGGGGCCCACUCCAUGCCCACCGACUCAAUGACCCAAGGUUUCUCCACAGUGGGUGCAGACGGAUCCAUGGCCUCUACCCCAACGUCCUUCACCACCGCCUCCAUCAUGGAGAAGAUCUCGGCUAGCAAAGGUCUGAUCUCUCCCAUGAUGGCCAGACUGGCAGCCGCCGCCCUGAAGCCCUCCAACCACCUCGACACAGGGAAUGGGCACUCGGCUUCAGCCAGCCAGUUCAAUCUGGUUCAAGUGAAGCAGGAGCCGCAGGACGUGAACUCUGGGGCCUCCCAGGACUCCACGCAGGAGCACAGCCUGGACCUGAGCAAGAAGGACCACAGUAAUGAAUCAAACGGACACCCUGUACCGGGGAAUACAUCUCUUUUAUCCUCGCUUAUGAAUAAGAUGUCACAUGUGAACCCUGCACUGUUCAACGCCAUGAACCUAAAGACGGAGCUGGAGGCAGGCCAGGGCAACCCCUCAGAGGCAGCCUACUAUCUGAACAGAGUGCUGAAGCGGCCCAUGCCAGAGAAACCCUCUGAGAUCUGGAGGACAUACCUCCGCAGGUUUGAUACAGACGACUACUGUGAGUCUCAGUGUGACUUCCUUCAGAAAGUUCACUUCCACUGCUUGGUAGAGGACUGUUGUGCACUCUUCAGCACUGUGGAUGGGGCCAUUAAACAUGCUACCUUCCACCUCCGGGCGCAUUUGAAGGUGAAGUCUGAACCUCAGUACGGAGAGGGCAGGGACUCCAGUGAGGGUGCCUCGCUGCCUGCAGCCCCCGUCUCUACAGCCAACAACCCCUCCAUGGAUGUGGCCCACCUCACCUCCUCUGGUGGGUACAGCUCCCCUCCCCCCUCCCUGCUGGCCUGGAAGCAGCUGACCGGCAGCAUCCCUCAGAUGUCGGCCUCCAUGCCCAACCUGCCAGUCAACUCCCCCCUGGCCACCACCUCUCUAGAGAACGCUAAACCUCAAGUCAAACCUGGUUUCCUGCAGUUCCAGGAAAACACUUCUCUUUUUAAUUCCUCCAGUGAUCCCUGUUUGGCUACUGACUGUAAGUACUCUAACAAGUUCCACUUCCACUGCUUGUUCGGGAAUUGCAAGUAUGUGUGCAAGACGUCCGGCAAGGCCGAGUCCCACUGUUUGGACCACAUCAACCCCAACAACCACCUGGUCAACGUCCGAGACCAGUUUGCCUACUACUCGCUGCAGUGUCUCUGUCCCAACCAGCACUGCGAGUUCAGAAUGAGGGGCCACUACCACUGCCUGCGGACCGGCUGCUUCUUUGUCACCAACAUCACCACCAAGCUGCCGUGGCACGUCAAGAAGCACGAGAAGGCCGAGCGCCGCGCCGCCAACGGCUUCAAAUACUUCACCAAGAGGGAGGAGUGUGGGAGGCUGGGUUGUAAGUAUAACCAAGUUAACAGCCACUUCCACUGCAUCCGAGAUGGCUGCCAGUUCUCCUUCCUGCUCAAGCACCAGAUGACCUCACACGCACGCAAACACAUGAGGCGGAUGCUGGGGAAGAACUUCGACAGAACCCCUUCUCAGGUGAUGCCACUCAGUCAGAGGGCAGAUGGAUCCGGCAUGAUGGGAACUCAUCCUGGUAUGAACUCCAGCUUCUCCUCCGGCCUCAUGGAUGAGACUGAUGAUUACAUGGACUACAUGGGAGGGGGGGGCAGCCCACUUGGUCUCUCCUCAGAGUCCUCCAACCAGGACCGGAGCGGUGCCAGCACACCUGUAGGCAACGACAGCUCUCCAGCAGGUGGUCCUGUCUCUCCAGGACAAGGCUGGCCCUCCACCACUUCUGCUCCCACCACCCCUGCUGACACUAGAGCUACCCACUACGCACCACCUUCCUCCCCCCCUUAUCCUCCUCCUCUUCCUCUUCACUCCUCUGCCCCUCCGCCUGGCUUCCAGUCCCAGGCCCCGUCCCUCUCCCCCGCUCUCCUCCGACCUCCUCUCUCCUCACUCCCAUACCUCCUCUCUCCAUCCUGUCUGUCAUACUCUCUGCUCAGCGCCUCUCUGGGAGCCACUCGGAGUGUUGUCAUGCCAACCAACACACCAGCUUUCAGCCCCAUCAUUGCCACUCCGUCUCCGGUUAAAAAUGACGUCCCUAUAGUGCAGGAUGCUGCAGGCAACACCAUCUCCAUUCCUACGGCCGCCGGUGCAAAGAAGCGCUUCUGGAUCAUCGAGGACAUGUCUCCAUACGGCAAGCGCCGCAAGACCGCCUCCUCCCGUAAGAUGCUGGAUGAGGGGAUGAUGCUGGAGGGCUUCAGGCGCUACGACCUCUACGAGAACUGCAAGGACCCGGGCUGCCAGUUCUCCCUGAAGGUGACGCACUACCACUGCACCCGCGAGAACUGUGGCUACAAGUUCUGCGGACGCACCCACAUGUACAAGCACGCGCAGCACCACGACCGCGUGGACAACCUGGUGCUGGACGACUUCAAGCGCUUCAAGUCCGCGCUCAGCUGCAACUUCCCUGACUGCCAGUUUUCCGGCAACAGCACCCACUUCCACUGCCUGCGCUGCGGCUUCCGCUGCACCGACAGCACCAAGGUGACGGCCCACCGCAAGCACCACGGCAAGCAGGAUGUGAUCACCGCCGCGGGCUUCUGCCAGUUCAGCUCCAGCGUGGACUGCGAGGUUCCCGACUGCAAAUAUAAGCUCAAGUGCUCGCACUUCCACUGCACCUUCCCUGAGUGUAAGCACACGGUGGUGGGCAUGUCUCAGAUGGACUCCCACAAGAGGAAGCACGAGAAGCAGGAGCGCGGCGACCUGCCCUCUGUGUCGCCCAAACAGGAAGCACUGCACCACCUGGGAGGAAGUCUGUUGGCCCCUCCCACCUCCAUGAAUCUCUCCACCUCCUCACCAAGCGACUUCCAAGCCUUGUCCCACAGCAUCAACAGCAGCGCGCCCUCUAUGCUGUACCCCACAGGCGGCCUGGGUUCCGAGUACAGCCACAUGUACGCGCCGUCCUCCCUCAGCCUGGACGGCUCCCUCAACCUGAGCACGGACCCCAGCAGCUGCCUCUUCUUCCUGAAGAACGCAGCCGGGCUGGGCCUCAGCGACUCCCUGGACCUCAGCACCAGAAUGCACCACAACGCAGCGCGGUCCAACCAGGCGCCGCCGCCGGAGGGGGCGCCUCAGGACGACACCACGGGAACAUCUGGAGAGGCCGAGGACGACCUGUCGCCAGAGGACGAGGCGCGUCCGGGGGAGGAGGAGGAGGAGGAGGAUGAGGAGGAGGAGGAAGAGGAGGAAGAGGAGGAGGCCGAGCUUAACACUGACUCUAAUGAUGACUCCAUGGCGGAGGCUGAGGGUGAAAAGGACAAUGGCCAGAGUUCCGAUGCUUCCGUUAACCACACUGAUGCUUCCCGAGUGGGAAAGCAAGAUGUCGACCCGUGAGAGAAGAGACUAGCAGUGACUGUGUGCUAUGAACAAACUAAAUGAAAGUGGCCUCAUUUAUCAUAUUUAGAGACUUCAGAUGACAACAAAAAACAACAACAGCGUGGAGAAGAAUGACGGCCCAAAAUGAUUUAUUAUGAUGUUUACAAGAUGACCAACAUUAUUAAUUCAAUUAUGCAUUAAAAAAAUAUGAACGGAGACACACAGAAUUAGGCCGUGGUUUACACGCGGGGCAGCAAUGUAAAGCAUUUUACUACACAUCAGUCUUUUUGUGUGCGUGCAUGUUUGACUUUAAUUUAUUUUAAUUUGUUCACUUUUUUGUGUGUGGUUAAAAGAAAAACUGUUAGAAAAACAAAAACAAAUCUCUCUAUAUAACUAUAUAUGUGUGUGUGUGUGUGUGUGAACGAUGAUAUACAAAAGGAAAUUGCUGGCACAGGCGACUGCAGGGCCGAGGAGACAGACAAAGGGACGUGAAUCACUAAGGGGAAGCAGGAUGCGUUCAAACAUUUGAUCUUUCUUUCUGUAUUAAUAUUAUUAUUAAUUAUUCUGAGACACUGAGAGAACAGGGAGUCGCUCUUCGCUCGUCCCCGUCUCUCUCAGAUGUUGUUCGUGUUCUCGAUGACAUGUGGAAUUGACCAGUAAAUAUUUGGUCAGUGGGGCGGUCUCAACAGUUCUCUGACAUUCUGCUAGCAGCGUUCCACUAGCACCCAAACCAAGCUCAGCCCUUUGUAAUUGUACCCCCCUGCAGAGGAAUCAAGUUUGUGUGUGGAUAGUGCACUUUUAUAUUAGCUGACCACGGUGAUUACGAUGAUAACUCAUAAGCAUAUUUAAAAAUAUUUUUGUUACCAUUUGCAUCUUUGCAUUACAAUUUUGUUGUGUUGUUAGUCAGAAGCAUAUCGAUCUGUGAGCAGGCGAGGUCGUGAUUAACGGCAGGAGAGCCAGGAUAUGGGGGGGGGGGGGGUCGGACUGACCACAGGAAAAGAUGAGUCACUCCGAUGCAGAGCGAGGGGAGUGUGUUUUAUGUUGACAUUUGACAGACCGAAAAUGUCUCAGCGGCAUUGUUUCCAUUCACUUCGGCUGUGGUUGAGCUCCUGUUGUCACGGUUUUUAUUUAAUAUUUAUGUGACCUUCCAAUGAGAAAUUUUAGGGUGUUAAUGCACUUUCUAGGUUCAUUUUUACCGUCUGAAAAAAAAUGAUAUAUAUCUUUUAACAGGGAAUUUUGCUUUAAAGAUGUUGUUUUAGUUCACUUUUGCUUUAAUGCACAAAUAGAUGUUAGUGUGACAAAGAACUGUUGUUCUGUGAUUUAUUUAAAGACUGGCUUUUUCUUUUUUUCUUUUUUUGCUUCUGUGAUCCGACAGUUUUAAAAAAAAAAAAGAAAAGGAAAUGGGUGCAUCAGAAAGAAGGUGCCCCCUGACGAGAAACACUAAUACGGACUGUGAUUUGAAAUGAACUCUUAAGAAGUUCAUGGCGAUGCUCACUUACUGUAGAACUAAAUUAUAAAUAUGUCAAAGCCAUCCUCUGGUUUAUAUUGAGCGAAUAUGUUCGACCAAGAAGUGGACACACUGAUUAAGAAUGAUCUUCUGAGCUUGGCAUUGGAAAGAAACCAUCAUAAUAUAGGGAAUAAAUAUGUGUGUAGAUGAUGUUCCUCCAGAUAUUGUUUUGAGAAGAAAAAAAAAGGUUGUACAGUAUUUUCCUCUGUAAAAAAUAACUAUAUAUGAACAAAAUGCUCUUUGAUGAACAGCUUCCUUUCAAAAGAAAACCGUUAAGAGGAGAAAUGAAUAAUAAAAAGUAAAAAAAUUCAAAUAGCCUCAUCAUAGUUUGCUUGUGUGCGUGACCUUUUUUAAUUACCCCAGACUUUUGGGGGGAAAGCUGUGCAUACUGUAGCAUUGGCAGAUUUCGUUAUGUUUGCAGUACUUAUUGUUUUCUUUUUCCAAACUAUGUCAGAAGCUCAAACUAAAAUACACUGAUUUGAAUUAAUUCAUCGAUGUUUCUGUUUUAUUUAUCAAACACUUUUUAGUCACUGUCAUUUUUCCAUGUGUGCGCUUUUGUUCUUCCUCAUGAAUUGAAACCCUUGGUUUAUAUUGACUUUGCUGUGGGCCUCGUUCUCAGACUGAUUGUCUCCGGGGAUCCAGAGCGGAGCGGAGGCGUCGCCACGUUUGUUUUUAGUUUCUCAUCAGAUAACUGUAGGGGCUGGGAGACAUCGUGCACUUGAAUUCAGUUAGUGUGUGUGUGUGUGUGUGUGUGUGUGUGUGUGUG